This is a messenger RNA of Sphaeroforma arctica JP610, 199 nucleotides long. Its product is annotated as methylase MraW. The record is from RefSeq and is a predicted model, not a curated record. Gene Ontology annotation, cellular component: cytoplasm. NCBI's taxonomy places the organism in Eukaryota, Ichthyosporea, Ichthyophonida. The transcript has a single exon. Gene Ontology annotation, biological process: rRNA base methylation. The annotation marks the transcript as partial. Gene Ontology annotation, molecular function: rRNA (cytosine-N4-)-methyltransferase activity.
GGAUGAUACGGUUGGCGCUAUCCUAUUCGACGUGGGGGUGUCAUCUAUGCAGCUAGAUGUUGCGGAGAGAGGCUUCUCCCACUCACGCAACGGUCCCUUAGACAUGCGCAUGGGCCCCAAUGACGAGGUCACCGCCGCAGAUUUGGUCAAUAACUUAUCCGAGGAAGAACUGAAGACGAUCAUCCGAAAGGUACGUUAA